Molecule: messenger RNA, 4165 nt
Organism: Ooceraea biroi (clonal raider ant)
Lineage: Eukaryota; Metazoa; Arthropoda; Insecta; Hymenoptera; Formicidae
Product: tetratricopeptide repeat protein 37
Biological process (GO): nuclear-transcribed mRNA catabolic process
Cellular component (GO): Ski complex
Molecular function (GO): protein binding
Source: RefSeq, a predicted model, not a curated record
AAUCCUCAAUGAGUAGCCUGAUAGGGACAUAAUAAUCUUGUGUUUAUUAUUUACACGAUUAUUUACGUUUUCACGAUUGCAAAGAUUAUAAAAUUGAAUUUUGAGGAUUUGCGGUGUCACAGUAUCGUGAUAUUACAAUUGUCUACGGUGUGUUUCGAUAUCCUACGUUAUCUACAUGAGAGCAAAAUGUCAGACGAGAUAAAAGCUUUGCUGAAGGAAGCUCGGGAAUCCUUCAAGCGGAAUGAACAUCUGGAAGCUAUGAAAAAAUGCAAGAAGGUUUUGAAGAAGGAUAAAAACAAUUACACGGCAUUAGUUUUGUUAGCACGAGCCAUGCAAGAGGUGGAGGAAUUUAAAUCACAGGUGGUCUUGGUUCUCCAAAAAGCCACGGAGAUUCAACCAAACAAUCCAUUGGCUUGGCAGGGUUUAGUGGUGUACUAUGAGAAAGCAUCACAGGACGAUAACAAUUGGAGAAAGUUGGCUACAGCUUACUGCAAACUUUUACAGUUGGACAGUGAUUCUCCCAAAUUCACGCAUUUUAUAAAUAAGGUUUCUGAGAUCGUUCUGCGGAUUAAGGACGACGAGGUACUGUCAGAAGUGUUGACCACACUGAGCACGCUACGGGAAGUUUCUGCUGAGGAAAGGACGAGCUUGAUCGAUAAGACACUGGCUUGGGUUUUAACAGAGUAUCCCAGUAGUGGUGUCAAAAACCAUCAGGAGCUCUAUGAAGACAUAUUGGCGUCCGUUAUAAAAGAUACAGACCUAAUGAAUAGGCAAGAGUAUUACAGAAGGUAUCUGAAAGCGCUGUACGAUUCAAAUAAAUACACAGUUUUGUUAACAGCGGCUGAGGACAUGCACGCUCAGUUUCCACAGGAUGCUCAGUCCCUAGAAUGGAUCUGCCGUGUCUAUUACGAGGAAGCUAUACUAAAUGGACACGAGCUCGGAGUAAACGUAACAUACUUUUACGAGUCUCUCUUGAAGCUGAUCGCGAACUCCGAGAUCGCGUUGAUCGCGAAAGCGGCUUAUUUUAAGAGUGCAAAUGAGUUAAUCAGCUCACGGGAGUGCUUGAAUCAAGUGAUCGCGGUAAAUGUGCGGUCAUUUUACGCUUGGUUAACGUUGAGCCAAGUGUAUUGCAAGCUCUACUGCUGGGAGGAGGCCGAGAAUGCUUCUAGACAAGCGCUGCAAUUAAUGAAGUCCAAUUUGAAAGAGAAAUUGUGUCGCAGAGUUAAAUUGAGAUUACUCGAGGCGAUGAGCCGAAGCGGUAGUAAACAAAAGUUGCUACAAGCGCGACAGAUGUGUGAAGAGUUAUUGAACAUCGAAUCUUCCGUACAAUUGCAAGUGAUAAAUGUGCGAGUAAACGUAUCGCUGGACGAGCCCGACGCUGUCGCCGCAUUAAGCGUCUUGGAGUCUCAGGAUGAGACCAAAAUCCAGGCGUUUAUUCUCAAAGCAUUGCAUCUAAUGAAACGCGAGCAAUACGAGGAAGCUAUUAACGCCCUCGAGUUGGCGCUAGAGAGCUCUGAAGCCUGGCUGUUGUUCGGUAAAAUUUAUUGGCACAUGGGAGACUACAAUCACAGCCUGAUGGCAUUUCUAAAUGGCUUCCGGGCGGAUCGCAAUAAUUGGGAGUGCAUGAUUUACCUGGGCCACUAUUACCGCGAGCAUGGCAACGACAUAGAACGUUCGAGGAGGUGUUACCACGCCGCGUUGCAGAUCAAUCCGAAUUCCGAGGAGGCUGGCAUCGGAUUGAGCACAGCUUAUCGUCUUCUCAAGAACACCGAGGCUAACAUGCAGCUAUUGCAAAGGGUAACCAUGCAGAGUACCGGGCCGAAGUGGGCCUGGCUGCAAUUGGGCCUACAUCACUUGGAUCAAGGCGAUGCGGGACAGGCCAUCAAAGCGUUACAGCACGUGAUCAGAACCGAUCCUAACGACAAUCACAGUUGGGAAUCUCUGGCGGACGCGUACUUAGUGGGCGGCGCUCACGUGUCGGCACUGAAAUCGUAUCAACGCGCGCUACAGCUAAGCCCAGGAUCCCUCUAUCCGAUAAUACAACUUGCAAAUAUCAAACUUCUCAUCGGCCAACACAAGGAAGCCAGGGAGGAUUUCGAGAACAUAUUGGAAAACGAUAAGCAAUACAUCCCCGCGCUGAAAGGCUUGGCCCAAGCGUGUUUGGGUCUGGCGAGGGAGAACAUUUCGAGACAGCUUCUGUGUCGCGGCCGAGAUAAUCUGCAACGAGCAGCCGACAGCCUCACGGACGCCGUUAUGAUACGCUCUGAUCUGUCUUGCAAUUGGAAACUGCUCGGCGACGUGUGCUAUAAAGUAGCCACUAUGCCAGAGAAGUAUCGUUACUUGAGAGUCAAGCCGAUUUUAAUGAAACGCGACAGCGCGGAAAACUAUGUGAGCAUUAAAGGGGAUGAAAUACUGAUGUUAUCGGCGAGAUGCUUCUGUCGGGCGCUCUCGAUCACGCAGAAUUCCGCGUUGUUGUGGCACGACUUAGCGUCCUGUUACUACGUGCAGCUGCAUCGCGAUUCCGCGCUCGACAAGAAUGACGCAGCGGCCAAGUGUCUCGCCGCUGCGAAACACGCCGUGAAACUGUCCCCGCAAUCUUGGCUGCAUUGGAACAUCCUGGGCGUGAUCUGCAUGUCGUCCCACGUCAAAAAUUACGCCUUGGCUCAGCACUGUUUCGUUAUGGCGAUCGACAGGGAGGCGAACAACGCGGUAGCGUGGAGUAAUCUGGGAACACUGUAUCUGCACUUGGGAGAUCUGUACAAGGGGAAUGAGGCAUUUUCUCGAGCCCAACGCGCGGAUCCCAGUUACAUGAGCAGCUGGAUCGGUCAAGGAUUAAUCGCCGAGAUAUCUUAUAGGAGGGAAGCGAUGGAACUGUUUCGGCACUCGACGCUACUGGGCUACCAUAAUCAAGCGGCUCUAGCCUACGCUCACUGGGUACUUACCACUCUUCUGAACCCUGCGUUCAAAAGAGACCCGUUGUGUGUUUACUUCAUCGAGAAGAUGCACGCGAUAGAUGCAGCGGUUGAUGUCCUCACUUGGUACACAGAACACGAGCCGAAGGAUAUUUACGCUCUGAACACCUACGGUUUGUUGCUGGAACGACAGAAAUUGUACAACACAGCAGUCAAGCAGUUCGCCGCGGCUUUAGAGCUCAGCGAGGAUAAGGAGAGAGACAUGAUAUCCGUGAACCUGGCACGUGUUCUGAUACAAGUCGGGAAGCAUGAGGAGGCGGUAGAGUUGUGCAGACAAGUAAAAUCAGCGAGUUUCAACUGCCAGUGUCACCUGGCACUAGCCUUGUUCAAAGCGAAAGAGUACGAAGAAUCGUACAACGCGUACGAAGCGGCAUUACACUGGCUGGCGGUCACCGGAGCGCACAAGGGGAGCGUCCUGUGCGCGAUGGCUGCGAUUGCCCACAUGUUCCAAGGGGCAGACGCGGUGAAGACCCUGCUGUUCCAGUGUAUACAGAUAGAACCGCCGACCGUGGCCGGGCUCUUGGCCACUGCCGCGUUAGGCAUCUUGCACGAUGAUGCCAAUCUGACGUCGUUGGUACUGAAGGAACUGAAACCGUACGAGAAUCAUCACGAGUACGGCCAUCACGCCGUCACGUUGUCCGCGUAUCAUCGCGUCACUCGGGGAGAUCUCGUCGAGGCCAUUCGAACCUUCACCAAAGCUAUUAUGCGACGUCCAGAUGACAUCAGACACUGGAUACGUCUCGUUAGGAUUUCCUUGCUGAAUCCAAACCUGGAUAUCUUCCGGAAAUGCGCACGGACGGCACUGGUCCUAAGUAGGAACACGUCCAUGACCGAUAUCGUGUACGUCGCUUGCGCCUCAGCGUACAGCCACUUCGGCACGACGGAGGGACUCAGACAGGCUCAGAAAAAUAUAUUUACAUAUCCUGCCAACGUUGAGAGCUGGGGCAGUUUUAUCGCUGCCGUUCUACCUAGAUGCGCGAAGGAGGAUCCUAAGCUUGAUAACCAAUGGUUAUUAUCGUUAAUAUCUACAGUACGAUCGCAGUUUCAAACUUCCAGACACAUGUCAGACUGGUUGCUGCGUAACGCGCAAGAGAUUGCGGCUCGCAGCUCGUAAACACGAGAAGUUUAUUCCAAAAGUAUGUAUAAUUUUUUGUAUUGUACAAUUGUAUAAUAAAUAUAAGUUAAAAAGUCAA